Mus pahari (shrew mouse) is the source of this 1086-nucleotide messenger RNA. It is a transcript of the gene Folr2, whose product is annotated as folate receptor beta. Gene Ontology annotation, cellular component: external side of plasma membrane. The transcript is spliced from 5 exons. The record is from RefSeq and is a predicted model, not a curated record. Gene Ontology annotation, molecular function: signaling receptor activity. NCBI's taxonomy places the organism in Eukaryota, Metazoa, Chordata, Mammalia, Rodentia, Muridae. Gene Ontology annotation, biological process: cell adhesion; sperm-egg recognition; fusion of sperm to egg plasma membrane involved in single fertilization. The coding region runs from base 151 to 906 and encodes 251 amino acids.
CUUCUAUGCCGGGCUGUGGACAAAGACUGUGGGGACCACGCAGAGUCUGACCUAGGGAGAGGCCAACUCGGAUACCCUUAUGUGUGUGCCUAGAAGCUAAGGACAUUGAGGUCUCCCUAACUUUAGCUCCCUCUGCACAGACAGAAAGACAUGGCCUGGAAACAGACACCACUUCUGCUUUUGGUCUACAUGGUCACAACAGGCAGUGCCUGGGACAGAACAGACCUGCUCAACGUUUGCAUGGAUGCCAAGCACCAUAAGACAAAGCCGGGCCCUGAGGACAAGCUGCAUGACCAGUGUAGUCCAUGGAAGAGAAAUGCCUGUUGCUCAGUCAACACCAGCCAGGAGCUACACAAGGACGACUCCCGUCUGUACUUCAACUGGGAUCACUGUGGCAAGAUGGAGCCUGCCUGUAAGAGUCACUUCAUCCAAGACGCCUGCCUGUAUGAGUGCUCCCCCAACCUUGGGCCUUGGAUCCAGCAAGUGGACCAGAGCUGGCGUAAAGAGCGGUUCCUGGAUGUGCCCUUAUGCAAAGAGGACUGUCGUGAGUGGUGGGAGGACUGUCGUACCUCCUUUACCUGCAAGAGAGACUGGCAUAAAGGCUGGGACUGGACCUCAGGCAUUAACAAGUGCCCAAACACAGCACCCUGUCGCACAUUUCAGUACUACUUCCCGACACCAGCCAGCCUUUGCGAGGGUCUCUGGAGUCACUCCUACAAGGUUAGCAACUACAGCAGAGGAAGUGGCCGAUGCAUCCAGAUGUGGUUUGACUCAACCCAGGGCAAUCCCAAUGAGGAAGUGGUGAAGUUUUAUGCUUCCUUUAUGGCAUCUGGGACUGUGUCCCAUGCUGCAGUACUUCUUGUGCCCAGCCUGGCCCCAGUGCUGUCAUUAUGGCUCCUUGGCUGAGAGGUCAGUUUUCUCUCUAGAUUUCUCUUCUGUCUACCCUUGGUCUCGAUUCGACUCUUCAAAGAAUAAGGAAGUCUUGAGCCUGCUUCCACCCCUCUCCUUUGUCAUCCAGUUCCUGAUCCAUGUUGGGGUUUCUACCACAACCAUUUUCAAUAAAUCUAUGACACAUCUGGGCCUAAU